UUUCCUUUAUAUUUUAAGCCUUGUGCAAGUAUCAGUUUAUUGGAAGGCCACCGGUCAUGGAGGCAAAGGCAGAGGCAAGGGCACAUUUUGUGCUGGUUCAUGGAGCAUGUCAUGGAGCCUGGUGUUGGUACAAACUCCUCCCUUUCCUCACAAAGGCAGGCCAUCAUGCCACUGCAAUAGAUCUUUCUUCCUGUGGAAUUCACUCUCUGGAUGCCCAUCAAAUUCAAACAUGGUCUGACAUAAAUCAACCCCUUACCCAUUUGUUCAACUCUCUUCCUCCCCAAGAAAAAGUAAUAUUGGUGGGUCACAGUAUGGGAGGCAUGAGUUUGAGCUUAAUGAUGGAGCAAUUCCCAGAGAAGAUCAAAGCUGCUGUGUUUUUGACAGCAUUCAUGCCUCUCAGUGGGAGUUCUGCCAUUGAAAUGAUAAGUGAGGUGCAGGCCAGAAUUCAGUCAUGGGGAGACACAGAAUUUGUUAUGGGGGAGAAUGGAAUUCCCAUUUCAUUCAAUUUUGGCCAUACUUUCUCAAGGCAAAUCUUGUACCAAAACUGCCCAACUGAGGAUAUUGCUCUAGGGGAAUUGCUUAGGAAGAAGUUUCCUUUAAUAGAUGAAAAGGUGAUAUUUAGCCAAGAGAGAUAUGGAAGAGUCCCAAGGGUUUAUGUAGUGGCCAAGGAUGAUAAGGCCAUUUGGGAAGAGUUGCAGAGGAAAAUGAUAGCUGAAAACCCUCCUGAUAGAGUUUAUGAAAUGGAAGGCUCUGAUCACAUGGCAUUCUUUUGCUAUCCUUCUCGUUUGGCUGAGAUUUUGGAUGAGAUUUCAAGCAGCUACCACUAAGUUUGCUAUGGCUGAAAGCCAGAAAAAAAUGGGGGAUGAAGGUUCUGUAAUCUUUUAGUCUCAGAGGAAAGCUUGACUUGUUAUUAUAAUUAACUUUGCUUUAUUUAAUACUUAUGAUAGUAUGUGUUAUUGCAUUUUAAUCUCUUUGUGUAAGUUUGGAAAAUCAAUAGCAUGUCCCAUCUACCACAAGUGGCGAGCACCAUCAGUGUUUAAUUUGAAAAGCAUAAAUAAAGGCAAAGUUGUGAUCCAAGAUGGAACACUUUGGCAAGUUUU
Molecule: messenger RNA, 1100 nt
Organism: Cryptomeria japonica (Japanese cedar)
Lineage: Eukaryota; Viridiplantae; Streptophyta; Pinopsida; Cupressales; Cupressaceae
Product: methylesterase 1
Exons: 3
Coding region: 57-827 (256 amino acids)
Biological process (GO): jasmonic acid metabolic process; salicylic acid metabolic process
Molecular function (GO): methyl jasmonate esterase activity; methyl indole-3-acetate esterase activity; methyl salicylate esterase activity
Source: RefSeq, a predicted model, not a curated record